Loxodonta africana (African savanna elephant) is the source of this 7850-nucleotide messenger RNA. It is a transcript of the gene PHF3, whose product is annotated as PHD finger protein 3. NCBI's taxonomy places the organism in Eukaryota, Metazoa, Chordata, Mammalia, Proboscidea, Elephantidae. Bases 346 to 6522 code for a protein of 2058 amino acids. Gene Ontology annotation, biological process: DNA-templated transcription. The record is from RefSeq and is a predicted model, not a curated record. The transcript has 16 exons.
ACGCCUAUGGCUGCGGGGUCUCGCGCCGCCGCACGGUCCCCACGAGGCGAGCGACCCUCGGGCCCUGGGCGGCGGCGGCUGCAACGAGGACAAGGAGGGCGGCGCGGAAGCCAGGAAUAGUGUCGUCAGCAGCAACCGCUCAGGCACGGGAGAAAAGGAGGCUGUGGCAGCGACGCCGACGUCCUGCGCGUACCCCCUCUCCGCGGCACCCACCGGGCCCCCCUUCCUCCUCCUCCUCCGCGGCGGCGGCGGCGGCGGCGGCGGCCACGGCCACCAUCUUCCUCCUGCUGCCAGUGGUAGCGCUCGUCUGGCGGAGCUGGGGCUGAAAGACACACAGAAGUCUUCAUGGAUAUAGUUGAUACAUUUAAUCAUUUAAUUCCUACUGAACACUUAGAUGAUGCCCUAUUUCUAGGAUCCAACCUGGAGAAUGAAGUCUGUGAGGAUUUUAGUACAAGUCAAAAUGUCUUAGAGGACUCGCUGAAGAACAUGCUCAGCGAUAAGGAUCCUAUGCUAGGAUCUGCAAGUAACCAGUUCUGUUUGCCUGUUUUGGAUAGCAAUGAUCCCAAUUUCCAGAUGCCUUGUUCAACAGUUGUUGGUCUUGACGAUAUUAUGGAUGAAGGAGUUGUUAAAGAAAGUGGCAAUGAUACCAUUGAUGAAGAAGAACUGAUUUUACCUAACAGGAAUUUGAGGGACAAAGUAGAAGAAAAUUCAGUAAGAUCACCAAGAAAAUCACCUCGUUUAAUGGCACAAGAGCAAGUAAGAAGUUUGCGACAAAGCACUAUUGCCAAGCGUUCAAAUGCAGCACCUUUAAGUAGCACAAAAAAAGCAUCUGGGAAGACUGUAUCUGCCCCUAAAGCAGGGUUAAGACAACCAGAAAGAUGUCAGAUUAAAGAAGAAGUUUGUGCAUUACUGAAACCCGAGUACCAUAAAGAGAGCAGAAGGAGCAGCCGACAUAUUGGACAGAUCGAAGCAGUGCCAGAAGAGUCAGUAUCUUCAGGUCAUUCUUCAGCGUCAUCUUGUCUUGAGAUGAAGGAUGAAGCUGAACUAGGUUCUAAGCAUGAGUGUAAUAAUCAGGGGGAAGCAAAUAUGCCAUCUCAUGAAUUAAGUUGUCCACUUCUUCCAGAGACUUGUGUCAGUAUUGAAGAAAAGAAAAAUGAAGCUCUGAUGGAAUGUAAAAUCAAGACUGUUAGUAGCCCAUUGUUUAAGUUUUCAGAUAAAGAAGAGCAUGAACAAAAUGAUUCCAUUUCAGAUAAAAGGGAUAAGACUGUUGUUGAUGAAAUGAGGGCAAAGGGAAAAAUUGAACAAGAAUCAAAGGGGACAGUAAAACUAUCCAAUGAGGGUGACCAAGUUGUUGAGGAGCCUGGAUCUUCCGCUGUUCUCUCUGGUGAUACUGCUUGUACAAAUGCAAAUAAGACAGAAAAGAACCUUGAAGGUUUGUCUACUUCUGUUGGUGAGGCAACUGAAUGCAAUUUGGAAUUGAAGAAUACCAUGGAAGUUACUGAUACAGCUAAGAACUCUCUUCUAAGAAAUAAAAUAGAACCAUUGGGUUAUUGUAAAGACACAGAGUCUAGUGAUAAGCAGUUGCAGAGUACCGAAUUUAAUAAACCAGACUUAGAGAUUGUUAGUACUACUGAUUUUGAGCCAGAAAGUAAUAUUUUAGAAAGUGCUAUUCGUGAUGCUUCUGAUCAGAAUGCAAACCAGCAUGUUGAAAGUAUUAAAACAGAGCCCCACGAAGCAGCGGACCUUCAGGCUGGUAGAAACAGCCAGUCAAGUAGUGUUUCUUGUUCAGAGACAAAAAGCAUGAAAUCCAAACAUUCGAAACCUGCAAUUCAUCCUAAGCAAAACGUGACCACAGAUACUCCCAAGAAAAUUAUUGCAGCAAAGCACGAAGUACUGCAUAACAAAAACAAGGUUAAUGUUAAAAGUGUGAAACGAAAUGCUGAUGAACCAGAAUCUCAGCAAAAUUUUCAUAGGCCAGUCAAAGUGCGAAAAAAACAAGUCGAUAAAGAUUUAAAGAUCCAGAGUAGUAACUCUGGGGUUAAAUCUGCGAAGAGUCAAACUCAUUUGUUAUUUAAAAAAACAUCACAGGAUCAAAACUUACUACAGAUCUCUAAACCCUUGCCACAUUCUUUGACUGAUAAGCCUCAUGGUUAUCCUGCUUGCUCUAAAGAACCUAAUCCUCCAGCACAAAGUGGACAUUUACUACAUUCCAGCCAGAAGCAGUGCCAUAAGCCCCAGCAGCAGGCCCCCACAAUGAAAACCAAUAGUCAUGUGAAAGAAGAGCUUGAACAUGCAGGUAUAGAGCAUUUUAAGGAGGAGGAUAAACUGAGACUAAAAAAAACUGAGAAGAACCUACAACCCCGCCAAAGAAGAAGCAGCAAAAGUUUUUCUUUAGAUGAGCCACCAUUGUUCAUUCCAGACAACAUAGCUACUGUAAAAAGAGAAGGCUCAGAUCAUAGCUCCUCAUUUGAAAACAAAUAUGUGUGGACUCCCAGCAAGCAGUGUGGUUUUUGCAAAAAACCGCAUGGCAACAGGUUUAUGGUUGGCUGUGGGAGAUGUGACGACUGGUUUCAUGGUGAUUGUGUUGGGUUAAGUCUUUCCCAAGCACAGCAAAUGGGAGAGGAAGACAAAGAAUAUGUGUGUGUGAAAUGUUGUGCUGAAGAAGAUAAAAAGACUGAAAUAUUAGAUCCAGAUAUUUUGGAAAAUCAAGCUAAAGUUGAAAUUCAUAGUGAAGAUAAAACAAUGGAGUGUGAAAAGCUUGGGUUAUCAAAGCACACACCAACAAAUGAAAAAAGCAAGUAUGUAGAUGAUACAGUGAAGCACAAGGUCAAAAUUUUAAAACGGGAAUCUGGUGAAGGUAAAAACUCAUCAGAAUGUAGAGAUAGUGAAAUUAAAAAAUGGCAGCUAGCUCCUGUUCGAAAGAUGGGACAACCAGUUUUACCUCGGAGAUCCUCAGAAGAAAAAAGUGAAAAAAUAACAAAAGAGUCUACUACCAUUAUUUGUACAGGAGAAAAAGCUUCAAAACCAGGUCGUGAGAUUAAAAUAAAUUAUCAUACAGCUGGUACUCAUGAGAAGCAAGAGAUAAAAAAGAAGAAAAUUGAUAAAGGGGGAGUGUCUAAUGUGCAUCCACCUGCUGCUUCUACUUCCAAACCUUCAGCAGAUCAGAUCAGACAAAGUGUCAGACAUUCUCUCAAAGACAUUCUUAUGAAAAGACUCACAGACUCAAAUUUGAAGGUACCAGAAGAAAAGGCUGCAAAAGUUGCCACAAAAAUUGAGAAAGAGCUUUUUUCUUUUUUUCGGGACACAGAUGCUAAAUAUAAGAACAAAUAUAGAAGUUUGAUGUUUAAUCUGAAAGAUCCUAAAAACAGUAUAUUAUUUAAAAAAGUACUGAAAGGAGAAGUAACUCCUGAUCAUCUUAUAAGAAUGAGUCCAGAAGAACUAGCUUCUAAAGAGUUAGCUGCUUGGAGACGAAGAGAAAACAGACAUACCAUAGAGAUGAUUGAGAAAGAGCAGAGAGAAGUUGAAAGACGACCAAUAACAAAAAUAACUCAUAAAGGUGAAAUAGAAAUUGAGAGUGAUGCCCCAAUGAAAGAACAGGAAGCUGCCAUGGAGAUCCAGGAACCUGCAGCUAAUAAGUCAUUGGAGAAGACAGAAGAAUCAGAAAAACAAAAAGAGGAGAUUGAUUCAAUGUCUAAAGAUACCACUAGUCAACACAGACAGCAUCUUUUUGAUCUUAACUGUAAAAUUUGCAUAGGUCGAAUGGCACCACCUGUAGAUGAUCUUUCUCCAAAAAAGGUGAAAGUUGUUGUUGGAGUAUCUCGUAAACAUUCAGACAAUGAAGCAGAAAGUAUAGCAGAUGCAUUGUCUUCAACCUCAAAUAUUUUGGCUUCUGAAUUCUUUGAAGAUGAGAAGCAAGAGUCUCCCAAGUCAACAUUUUCUCCUGCUCCACGUCCUGAGAUGCCCGGAACUGUUGAGGUUGAGUCUACUUUCCUGGCUCGUUUGAACUUCAUCUGGAAAGGUUUUAUCAACAUGCCUUCUGUGGCAAAAUUUGUUACCAAAGCCUACCCGGUGUCAGGCUCCCCUGAGUACUUGACAGAGGAUCUACCAGAUAGUAUUCAAGUAGGUGGCAGGAUAUCACCUCAGACAGUUUGGGAUUAUGUGGAAAAAAUAAAAGCAUCAGGAACCAAGGAAAUUUGUGUGGUUCGCUUCACACCAGUAACUGAAGAAGAUCAAAUUUCUUAUACCUUGCUGUUUGCAUACUUCAGUAGCAGAAAGCGCUAUGGAGUAGCUGCUAACAACAUGAAGCAGGUUAAGGAUAUGUACCUUAUUCCUUUGGGUGCCACAGACAAAAUUCCACACCCUCUUGUGCCUUUUGAUGGACCUGGACUUGAACUGCAUAGACCUAAUCUACUCUUGGGCUUGAUUAUUCGUCAGAAACUGAAGCGACAGCAUAGUGCUAGUGCUAGUGCUAGCACAGGUCAUACAGCUGAGGCUCCUGAAAGUGUACCAAUGGCAUUGCCUCCUGAUAAAAAAAGUAAAAUAGAAGUUUCUACAGAGGAAGCACCAGAGGAAGAAAAUGACUUUUUUAAUUCUUUUACAACUGUAUUACACAAGCAGAGAAAUAAGCCUCAGCCCACUCUUCAGGAAGACCUUCCAACAGCAAUUGAACCUUUAGUGGAAGUCACCAAACAGGAGCCACCAAAACCUCUAAGAUUUCUUCCUGGGGUAUUGAUUGGCUGGGAAAAUCAGGCUUCUACUCUGGAGUUAGCAAAUAAACCUCUUCCUGUGGAUGAUAUACUUCAAAGCCUCUUGGGUUCUACUGGUCAAGUAUAUGAACAGGCUCAGCCAGCCGUAGAACAAAAUACUGUUAAAGAAAUUCCCUUUAUAAGUGAACAAACUAACCCAAAAGCAGAAAAAAUAGAUAAAGUAGAAGAAGUAGCUGGUGGUGAAGCCAAGGAGGUAAAAGUUAAAGUAGAUAAUCAUUCAGAAGCUACAGGUAAUUCAGUAGUAGUAGAAGAAGAAGUAUCAGUACCGGUGUCCUCUUCCGUCUCUCCAGGACCUUUAACGAAUCUUAGUCUCAGAGGUAAACCACCAGAUAUUUCUACAGAAGCAUUCUUAACAAAUUUAUCGAUUCAGUCAAAACAAGAGGAAACUGUGGACAGUAAAGAGAGGACAUUAAAAAGACAGCUACUGCAAGAUCAAGAGAGUAAUUCACAAGAUAACCGGACUUCAAAUACUGGUUCUCCAGGCAGGUCUAAUGUAGGAAAAGGAAACAUAGAUGGUAGUGUGAGCUGCAGUGACAACCUUGUUGCUAAUACGACAAGGUCCCCGCAGUUUAUCAACCUGAAAAGGGAUCCCAGGCAAGCAGCAGGACGAAGUCAGCAGAUAAGUACGUCAGAAAGCAAAGAUGGAGAUAGUUGCCGAAAUGGAGAAAAACACGCCCUGCCUGGCCUGUCGCACAACAAGGAGCACUUAACAGAGCAAACCAGUGUAGACGAAAAGUCGUCUGCUCUAGAGAAAAACUCAUGUGUUCAGCAGAGUGAUAAUUCAAGUGUUCCACAAAACUCGGCUCCAGUAGAAAACAUACACACUUCUCAAACAGAACAAGCAAAACCUUUACAGGAGGAUAUUUUAAUGCAAAAUAUUGAAACUGUGCACCUGUUGCGAAGAGGAUCGGCAGCAGCACCAUCUCAUUUUGAAGGUGGAAACACAUGUCAACCAGAAUUUCCUUCUAAAAGCAUCAACUUUACCUCUAGAAGCACCAGCCCCAGAACAAAUGCAAACUUUUCACCUGUGAGACCGCAGCAGCCCAACCUUCAGCAUCUCAAGUCUAGCCCCCCUGCAUUUCCAUUUCCAGGACCUCCAAAUUUUCCCCCACAGAACAUGUUUGGAUUUCCACCACAUUUACCACCCCCAUUACUUCCUCCCCCAGGCUUUGGCUUUCCUCAGAAUCCCAUGGUUCCCUGGCCACCUGUUGUUCAUCUGGCAGGCCAGCCACAACGUAUGUUGGGCCCCCUUUCACAAGCUUCCAGGUUUAUAGGCCCACAGAGUUUCUACCAGGUUAAAGACAUUCGGAGACCAGAAAGACGUCAUAGUGACCCUUGGGGUAGGCAAGACCAACAGCAGCUGGAUAGGGCAUUUAAUAGGGGCAAAGGGGACCGCCAGAGAUUUUAUAGUGAUUCACACCACUUGAAAAGAGAGCGACACGAAAAGGAAUGGGAGCAAGAAUCUGAAAGGCAUAGACGCAGAGACAGAAACCAAGACAAGGACAGAGACAGAAAAAGCAAGGAGGAAGGGCACAAAGAUAAAGAGAGGGCACGGUUAUCACAUGGUGAUCGAGGAGCAGAUGGAAAAGCCAGCAGAGAUGGUAGGAAUGUAGACAAGAAGCCAGAUAAACCUAAAAGUGAAGACCAUGAAAAGGACAAAGAACGAGAGAAAAGUAAACAUAGAGAAGGUGAAAAGGACAGGGAUAGGUACCACAAAGAUAGGGACCACAUUGACAGAGCUAAAAGCAAAAGGUAAAAUUUGCAGGCUGUUUCAAAAUUACAUUUAAAUAACUAUUAAAAGUUGUAUUGUAAAAACUUUGUAAAAUUGCCUGCUAGGAUUGUGCCAUCUUUUAAAUUUUUAAUCUCGGUGGUUUGCAGAACAAUAAAUUGUGUGUUGGUGCAGAGCGUCUGUACCACUGCUCAUCGUCCCUUCUUCAUACCAACUGUCUCUAGUUGUAGGAAGUUAAUAUUUUUAAAAGUUUUACAUUGCUGUAUAUUCAAAGAUUUGUUUAAUUAAUAUGCAAUAAAGGCUUAGAAAUUUUAGUUUUAUUCUGUAAUUGAGAAAUAUGGUUAACUAUGGAAUAUAUUUACUGCCUCUAGUGAAUGUCCUUUAUAUAAUGACUAAUUUGAGAGUAGUGUGUGCUCUGUAAGGUUGUUUUAAAUUGCACUGUUUUUAAAAAAAAAAAAAAUCUCUAGGGGAACUACAAAAGCCAAGUAACUUCAUAAUCAGAUUAUACUAAUCAUUUAGUUGAGCAGUUUUGACCAAGAAUCAGAAGUCCAAGAAGUACAUUUAUUGCUUUAAUCUGCACUCAUUGAAGGCAUUUUAUUACCAUAUACUACAGCUUUGUAGUGGGCCAUUAUUUUCCUUUCCAUUUUGGCUCUUCAGAAACUUGAAUACUUAAGCUUGUACAUGAUCUUGUGUUUUGCUAUCCUUUUUACUGUAAAAUGUAAAUAUUUUAAGGGAUAUUUUGAUUCUGAAUAUGAUAAAAGACUUUCUCACCUAUUUUGUGUGUGUGAUUUAAAAUUCAGUAGUAAAAGAGUUUCUUCUUCAAAGCUUUAGUUCCUUCAACCAUUGUUCUUAUCUAACUCAGCCGACUAUAUAUAUAGCUGUUAAUGUCAGGCACUAGAUGAGGAGAAAAACACUUUUUAAAAAUCUUAGAUUUUAGUCCAUUAAAGUAAGUAGAGAACUACCAGUAAAAAAAACUGUGCAGCUAUAGCCCACUCUAUAGGCAUGUUUCUGAAAAUUCGUACAUCAUCAAAUUUUGGUACAUUAACCCACUAAUCAUUGUGAGACCACAGAACUUUUAAGAGAAAUGUGAAUCUUUUUGUAAAAUGUGUAAUUAACCCUAAUUUGUUUUUAGGGUAACUGUAUAGUUCCAUAUGCCAGGUUUGUUUAAAACAGAAAAAGCACAUGGAUGCUAUCACUAAUCCAAAUCUAAUUUUAUUUACGCCCUAAAGUAAUACAUAUGUAUUGAUUGCUGUCAUUUAAAGCUAUAGCUACCAAAUGAUGCUGAUACUUGAUACCAAAAAAAAAAAGAAAAACUGAUAUUUUUACUUACCUAUACUAAUGAAGAAAAAUAUAAA